Messenger RNA from Iphiclides podalirius (scarce swallowtail), 4602 nucleotides. The record is from the annotation of a GenBank genome assembly. Lineage: Eukaryota; Metazoa; Arthropoda; Insecta; Lepidoptera; Papilionidae.
AUGAUAAAUGCGAAUGUCAAUAGGCUCGCAGCGGCUGCGGCGGCAGCGGCGGGCGCGACCAGCGAGCUGAGCUACCUCGCCGCCCUCCACCCCGCGUACCGGCCCGUCCCCUACGACCAUCCGUUGUAUGGGACCAACACGUUACGAGGAUUAGAGUAUCUAAGUGCGGCGAGAAGCUUGCACCCUGAGCUGCAUGCCGGCAGCACGCUUACGAGUCAAGACUUCCAACUGAGUCUAGAAGGAUCGAGAAUAGCCUCCCCCACGCGGUUAAGGCUAUCCGGGGGCGCGAUAAGCGCGUCGGCGAAUCGCAAACGUGCAGUAUCCUGGAGUCCUUAUUCUGCAGAAUCUUUGGACCUCGCCGCAGUCAUCCGGGCGUCCCCGGCCAGCCUGGCGGUGAGAGCACCGUCGGCCGCCUCCACCGGCAGCUAUGGGCACCUUAGUGCUGGUGAGGAUUGGAUUAAGUCUUUCGGCGCGAUUUCGCCGGCGCUGUCGCUCUCGCACGCGUCGCUGGCGCAGCAGCUGCUGGCGAGGGGCGGCGUGGGCGGCAGCGGGGUGCUGGCUGGGGGCGUGCUCCUCGACCCCGCCCACCAGCAAGCGGCUGCCGCGGCCGCCCACCACGCCGCGCACGCCCACCUAGUCGCCGGGAUCCACAGAUCUCACAUAUCGUCGCCGACUCAACUCCUGCUAGGCGGUCCCGUAGAUGUGAGGCAAGGCCUGGGCCUGGAGAGCAAUGGACCUCAACACUUACAGCAGCCGCCUCAGCAGCCUGAGAUCACCAGUGUAAUGGAAGCCGACAGCGCGUCGACGGCCCUGAACCAGAGGAAGUCGCCACAAGGCCUGAUGUGCCACAGGGAGAGCCUGCACAGCAACAAGCCACUGUCUGCAGCCGCAGAGAGCACCGUCCACGAUGGCCUGGACUCCAAAGACGAGCCCGGAGACUUCAUCGAAACAAACUGCCAUUGGGUGGAUUGCAAGCUCGAGUUCCCAACCCAGGACGACCUGGUGAAGCACAUAAACACGGACCACAUACACGCGAGCAAGAAGGCGUUCGUGUGCCGCUGGGUGGGCUGCUCCAGGGACGAGAAACCGUUCAAGGCGCAGUACAUGCUCGUCGUGCACAUGCGGAGGCACACGGGCGAGAAGCCGCAUAAAUGCACGUUCGAGGGUUGCUGCAAAGCCUACUCCCGGCUUGAGAACUUAAAAACCCACCUUCGAAGUCACACCGGGGAAAAGCCCUACACCUGCGAGUACCCCGGCUGCGCCAAGGCCUUCUCCAACGCCAGCGAUAGAGCCAAGCACCAAAACAGGACCCACAGCAACGAGAAACCAUACGUUUGCAAAGCGCCGGGUUGCACCAAACGGUAUACUGAUCCGUCGUCGCUGAGGAAGCACGUGAAAACCGUCCACGGCGCUGAGUUCUACGCGAGUAAGAAGCACAAAGGCUGCAGCCGCGGCGACGACUCCGCGGAGUCCGGCGGCGGCGGGGCAGGGUCCUCCCCGCGCUCCGAGGAAGGGGGCGUGGCGGCGGGCAGGGGACACGCGUCCUCGGCCUCCGUCAAGAGCGAGAGCCCCGCCUCGCCCCUGCCGCACGCGCUGCACACGCCCGCGCACCAGUUGUCGGCGCAGUGCGGAGGCGAAUUGGACUUUGGCGGCUCAGGGCUCGGAGGAUUCAGCGACGAGAACGCCGCAACUUACUUCAGGCUCGACGGCGAGGUGGAGCAGGAGGUGGUGGGCGAGGUGGGCCAGCUGCCGCUGAUGCUGCGCGCGAUGGUGGCCAUCGGCGAGCCGCGCGCGCACCACGCGCCCCGCUUCGGCCACAAGGCGGCCGCCGCGCGCCUGCUGCCGCACGCACACGACCUCCACGCGGCCGGAGGAAUGCCGGGCCGGACGGAGAUAGGCAGCACGAACGUGGCGGUUGAACUGAAAACCGGUCUACCUAACACGAGGCGAGACUCUGGAAUCUCCUCCGGUAGCAGUCUCUAUAGUGCCAGGUCGUCGGACAUCUCGCGCAAGAGCAGCCAGGCGUCGGUGGUGUCGGGCGCGGUGGGGGCGGGGGGCGCGGGGGGAGCGGCCCGCCCUCCCCCUCCGCACGGCGGCUACGACCAGCUCUCGCCGGACAGCAGCCGCAGAUCUAGUCAAGUGUCGUGCGUGGGCUACGCGCCGGCGCCGUCCUCAGCUCUGGCUGCCGUCCAAGCUGUGAGGACUUCGCAAGGCAAUCAGGCGGUGCUCCUCCGCGGUGUGACGUGCUCGGAAGUGAGAGCGGAGGAGUUGGCUCUGGAGCUGGACCCCAAUGUCCAGGUGAAGGAGGAGGCGAGGAGGCUGUCGGAGCAGUCCAACUUGAGCGACCAGGCCCAAGGAUAUCAGCCGUACCCUUGCGGUGCCGAUGAAGUGGGUGACGCACCCUUCCAGUUCAAAACGGAGGACGAUCACGAGGCGACGACGUACAAGGAGUCUCGCUCCAACUCCACUAACACUGUGGUCAUCACCACCGCUCAAGUUCAUCACCCCAACCAGGAGGUCAACUUGGAACAGGUCGCUGAAGGCGAAAUGGUGGAGAACAAGCUGGUGAUACCAGACGAAAUGAUGCAAUAUCUUAACCAAUCAAUAUUGGGAACCGACUCGGUAACACCAGCUAAGACUGACUCCGCCAGCCGCAAGGAAGCCGAGCCCAACAACGAAAAAGACGAAACAACCAAAGACAAUAUAGGGAAUGAUUUGCGAAACGCGAACAGUUCCAGCGAGAAAAUCAGCGACGUCGCCACCAGCGACGAUUCCCUCCUCAAAAAUCUCGGUGCCAUAGGUAGUGAUCUCAAUAUAAGUGAUAUUCCAGUCGAUUUAAGAUCGUUAGACGUUAGUAUGUCGGGUAACAGCGGGUCCCUGCUCGCCGUAAAGACGCCAGAGGACAAAGGCACAUCGCUUCAAGAGCAAGUGAUACCAGAGAUGAUCGCGGAGAAAUGCGACACGGACUUCGCGAAGCCGCCCACUAGUAACGGGGCGGCCAGCAAUCCGCUGCAGUCUCUGCAGACGAUGACGGCGAACCAAACGGAACAGUCCAACAGGAUGAGAAUAAACAACCCACUACCUCAGAAGCAGACGGCGAUUAGCCCCAAGACGAUUGUCAUGAGCUCGCAGAGUGUGAUGAGUCCGAGCUUGGCGCACAGCAUGCUCAGCCCCCAAAGCCUGCCCCACAGCGCCGUGAGCCCCCAAAGCGGGAUGAGCCCGCAUAACAUUCCGCACGGCGUUAUGAGUCCGCCGACCGUGUACAACGUCAUGAGCCCCCAAAGCGUCAUGAGUGUCAUGUCCCCGCAGCACAACGCCAUGAGCCCGCAAAGCAUGCAAAGCAUGAUGAGCCCGCAGAUGCCCAGCCAAAUGAUGAUGAGCCCGCGGCACAACAACAUCGGCAGCCCAAUGUCGCAGAACAUCGCAAGUCCCAUGAUGAACAUAGCCAGCCCCAUGAGCCACGGGAUGCCCAGUCCCAUGCACCCGGGGCUGCAGAGCCCGCUGACCAGUCCGAUGGUGCAGAACAUGUCCAACAUGAGCAUGAACGGGCCCCCCGUGCCGAACCAAGCGCAGAAUGUGAUGAUGAACAUGAACCUUAACCAGCCCUCUCAGAUGCCCGGUGUCCCUCCGCCGUACGUUGGCAACCGACAAAACUGCAAUGCGAAAGGCGCCAACAAACAGACAAACUAUUCUAACGUUCCUAAUCAAUACCAAAACCAAAACUACGGGCCAGCGCCGCCGUAUCCCGCCCAGGGUCAACAGAACAUGUGCAUGAGGGGCCAGAACAUGCAGCAGUACCAGAUGAUGCAGCAGUUCAACCAGAAUCAGAUGGCGGGGCAUCCGAUGCCGCAGAACCCCGGCAUGGGCUACAACAACCAUAUGAUGAACUACCAGCAGCAGAUGAACUACCAGAGCCAGGGCCAGAUGCAUCCGAUGCAGAUGUCGAGGUCGUCCGCGAUGAGCACCGACGGCAACGCGAUGGCGAACAGCUACUGCGAGCAGGCGCGGCCGGAGCCGCAGGGCCUCUACCAGCAGGGGGCGCGCUACGCCCAACCGCUGUACGACCCCAGCGGGGGCGUGAUGGGCCCACCGCCGCCGAAGAACAACCACCAGUACAACCGGGCGAUGAUGAACAACAAUCAGUACUACAACCACCAGCGGCCGUACAAUCAGUGGGACUACCCCGGCAACCAGUUCAACAAGCACAACGCGAAGAGCGUGCACGGCUCCGCGCACAUGUCGACGGGCAGCCGCACAAACGCCCGCAGCCCCAUGGAUGGAUGCCAGCCCAAGGAGCAGACCGACUGCAGCAUGAGCAGCGUGGGCAGGAACAACCGGGCGAGCGACGUCCAGGUGUGGGACAUCAGCCAGUCGCAGGCGGACGCGCCCGACGGCCGCAGAAGGGGCCAGGGCAGCGAGAUGCGCCGCGACGCGUACCAGCGCACGCUGGAGUACGUGGAGAGCUGCGAGAGCUGGAAGAGCUCCGAGAUGGUCACCAGCAGCACCCACCCGCUGCACGGCGCCGACAACAUGGUGGUGAACGACCUGCAGACCUCGCUGUCCUCGUUCUACGAGGAGAACCAGUAUCUGCAGAUGAUUCAG